Molecule: messenger RNA, 390 nt
Organism: Lentinula edodes (shiitake mushroom)
Lineage: Eukaryota; Fungi; Basidiomycota; Agaricomycetes; Agaricales; Omphalotaceae
Exons: 1
Source: RefSeq, a predicted model, not a curated record
AUUGAUGAGAAUACUGGCCACAUCACUGGCCUGAUAGAUUUUGAAGGUGCAACCAUUGCCCCUUUAUGGGAAUGUGCGUACAUGCCCCGAUGGUUACAGGAUCGUGAAGAAUGGGACGGGAGUUUUGAAGGUGGUUCCUCGUCAGAAAAGGCUUCACUGCGAAAGGUAUUUAAUGACAAAAUGACUGAAAUUGACCCAACAGGGGAGUGGAAGCGGGCCCAUGAUCAGGGUCGUCCUUUUCGAGAGUUUACGAACAUGUUGAACUAUAAUGUGGGCGUAUGGGCUAAUGAUGACAUUGAGAAUACAAUUGAUGAGUGGUUGGAGUGGGCAAAGGUGCACCCAGGUGAAGGGUUGAGCAAAGCUGAUCCUGAAUCACAUAUACUACUGUAG